CGGGAGGAAGAUGGCGGGAUCCCUAACUGCAUCAGUCCACCGAGGAAACGCGGAGGCUUCAGAAACCUUCCGAUGGUUAAUCAGCUUCGCUCGUUUCAUUCCGUUUCCGUGUUCUCCAUCUCCUUAUCCAGGACUCGUUCCUCUCGGAAAGAGAGAGCUGAGUUCGUCGCCCGAUGGGACGUGGCUGUCGACGUCUUUCUCGAAGGUGUAUGUCACUCUCGUGGACGAAGUGGACAGAUCCGAUGUGAUUCUCUCCGUUGAACUCUCCGGAAAAAUCCUCGAAGAGCACUACAUUUCGAAGCUGAAUUUCUCGUGGCCUCACAUGACGUGUGUUUCGGGGUUUCCAUCUCGUGGUAGCCGAGCGAUUCUCGUUAGCUACAUGGAUUCUUCAAACGAGAUUCAAAAGUUCGCUUUAAGGUUUUCCUCAUGUGAUGCAGCGGUGACCUUUGUGGCAGCUCUUAAGGAGAAACUCAAGGGCUUUGAGGAAGCUGGGAUCCAGGAACGUGAGUUCGAUACUAGUUUCCAGUCAGAUUACAACCCUGGAAAUGAGAUUAUCCCCAGAGCGACUGAGGAAGAGCCAAACAUGGUAAACUAUCUUGGUAGCUAUGUCCCUGAAAGGCAACCAAGGCUUGAGUAUCAAACUGGUCAAACCUUUUACCAAUCACAGUUCGCCACUGUGGAAGAGCCAAACAUGGUGAAACGUCUUGGUAGCUAUGUCCCUGAAAGGCAACCGAGGCUCGAGUAUCAAACUGGUCAAAUCAUAUACCCGCCACAAUUCGCCACUGUGGAAGAGCCGAGCAUGGUUAAACAUCUUGGUAGCUAUGCCCCUGAAAUGCAACCAAGGCUGGAGUAUCAAACUGGACAAAUCUUAUACCCACCACAACAGUCCACGCUUAGUCAAAUUCGUAACGAGCCUUUCAGUGACCUCCCUCCAAGUUUCACCACCUUACUCUCUGGUUGCUUCCCUAACUCCACUCUAGAUGCAGGCCAAACAACUGUGAAGCAGGAUCCUGAUCUAAAGUCACAGAUACUGAAGUACAUGGAUGAUUCUUCAUUUCAAGAUAUGCUGCAGAAAGUAGAGAGGAUUAUGGAAGAAGUAGGAGGUAACUGGAUUGUCUGAGUUUCAUCUCAUAUAUAUAUAUAGGUACUCCCAAUCUUACAUUCCAAAUCCAGUAUUGUGCUUGAUGAAACAUAUAUGGUUUAAUCUGAACAUAUAUUAGACAUUGUUGGUUUUCAACUUGUGAAUGAGACCACUAUAUACUAGAACAUUUCUGAAUAUC
Messenger RNA from Eruca vesicaria subsp. sativa (arugula), 1280 nucleotides. Lineage: Eukaryota; Viridiplantae; Streptophyta; Magnoliopsida; Brassicales; Brassicaceae. The record is from the annotation of a GenBank genome assembly.